Lycium ferocissimum is the source of this 6642-nucleotide messenger RNA. RefSeq names its product DExH-box ATP-dependent RNA helicase DExH14. NCBI's taxonomy places the organism in Eukaryota, Viridiplantae, Streptophyta, Magnoliopsida, Solanales, Solanaceae. The transcript is spliced from 49 exons. The coding region runs from base 117 to 6383 and encodes 2088 amino acids. The record is from RefSeq and is a predicted model, not a curated record. Gene Ontology annotation, molecular function: ATP hydrolysis activity; nucleic acid binding; ATP binding.
CGGUUCCUUGAUUACACCUUUGGGCGCAAGAAAUCAAGAACAUAAAAACCAGAACACUUGAGAGUUGAGACCAUCACUGUAAAAACAUCGGAAAAGAAGAUCAAUCGUGUCCAAGAAUGUUGUUUCAAGUUCCUCGUUUGACGAAUGCGCUUAGAGAACCAUUCGAUGCUGAUCAAGCUUACCUUCACCGCAAAUCCAUUCUCCAAAACCUCAACUCUCGCAAAAGUACUGCAACUUCACUUGAAGAAUCAGAACUUGCUCGAAAGAUUGUACUUAAAUGGGACCAAGCUUCUCCGGAGUUGCGGCAAGCAUAUAAGCAGUUUGUUGCCACGGUAGUUGAGUUGAUGAAGGGUGAGAUUGUGUCCGAGGAGUUUAGAGAGGUGGCAUUCAGUGUAUAUAAGCUUUUCAGCGGACCAGUGGUGGAGGAUGAGGAACACAGGAUUAUUGCUGAGAAGAAGUUAGAUUUGCAAAAACUUGUUGGCUACGCAGUUUCAGACUCAUUACUAUCAAGAGUUGCCUCUUUAGCACAAAGAUUGUAUGAAUUGCAGAAUAAUCACCCUGGAAUUGAGACUGCUUCUUUACAAAUGUCUAAUGGAACCACUGAUGAAGUGGAAUUUGGCUCGGACCUUGUGUUCAGACUGCCAGCCCGUUUUUUAAUUGAUGUUUCUUUGGAAGAUUCUGAUUUUUUUGUUGAGCAGGAUAGUGCACCUUCUUCAAUUCAUGAAACUCAGUAUGAUCAUGGCCCCAUCACAAAUUUUAAAGAAUCUGUAACUGGUGGAAAAUUUGAUUUAAUCUGGUUAAGAGAUGCCUGUGAUAACAUAGUUAGAGGAAGUACUUCACAACUUCCUCGAGAUGAACUGGCAAUGGCCAUAUGCCGCGUGCUUGAUUCUGAGAAACCAGGGGAUGAGAUAGCUGGCGAUUUGCUUGACCUUGUUGGUGAUGGUGCAUUUGAAACCGUUCAAGAUCUUGUCAUGCACAGAAAGGAAAUUGUUGAUGCAAUCCAUCAUGGAAUACUUGAACUGAAAGCUGACAAGACGUCUACGGGCGGGCAAUCACGCGCUCCUAGUUAUGCUGUCCAGGUAACUGUUCAAACCGAGUCUGAACGGCAAAUUGAUAAACUUCGUCGCAAGGAAGAAAGGAAGCAUAGACGAGGAACAAAUAACGGGGUUGAGGGUGAUUUGUCUACCAUGAGUUUUAGUUCUUUACUUCAUGCAAGUGAGAAGAAAAACAUAUUUGAGGACCUCAUUGGUCAUGGUGAAGGGCCAAACAGCUUAGGUCCUACAGCCCUUCCUCAAGGAACUAUCAGAAAGCACUUGAAAGGAUAUGAAGAAGUCAUUAUACCUCCAACACCAACUGCAUCUAUGAAACCUGGGGAGAGACUGAUUGAGAUAAAGGAGCUAGACGACUUUGCUCAAACAGCUUUCCAUGGCUACAAGAGUCUCAACCGUAUUCAGAGCAGAAUUUACCAUACUACUUAUAAUAGCAACGAAAACAUACUAGUAUGUGCUCCCACUGGGGCUGGGAAAACAAACAUAGCGAUGAUUGCUAUUCUACAUGAGAUUAAACAUCACUUUAGAGAUGGUUACUUGCAUAAAGAUGAAUUCAAAAUAGUCUACGUUGCUCCUAUGAAGGCAUUAGCUGCAGAGGUCACAUCAACUUUCAGUCACCGGUUGUCUCCGCUUAAUGUAACUGUGAGGGAACUUACUGGAGACAUGCAACUUUCUAAGAAUGAGCUUGAGGAAACACAGAUGAUAGUGACAACGCCUGAAAAGUGGGAUGUUAUUACUCGUAAAAGCAGUGACAUGUCACUCUCAAUGCUGGUGAAGCUACUUAUCAUUGAUGAAGUUCAUUUGCUAAAUGAUGAUAGAGGCCCUGUGAUAGAAGCAUUAGUAGCCCGUACACUUCGUCAGGUGGAGUCCACACAGUCUAUGAUAAGGAUAGUGGGCCUUUCAGCCACUUUACCCAACUAUUUGGAGGUUGCACAGUUUCUAAGGGUGAAUUCAGAGACAGGCUUAUUUUUCUUUGAUUCGAGCUACCGUCCAGUGCCUCUUGCACAGCAGUAUAUUGGUAUUACUGAGCAUAAUUUUUUAGCCCGCAAUGCACUGCUUAAUGAGAUAUGCUACAAUAAGGUUGUUGAUUCCUUAAAACAAGGGCAUCAGGCUAUGGUUUUUGUUCAUUCGCGUAAGGACACAGUGAAAACUGCUGAUAAGCUGGUUGAAUUGUCUGGUAAAAGUACAGAGUCUGAUCUGUUCGCAAAUGACGAGCAUCCUCAAUAUGAGAUUUUAAAGAGGGAAGUUCUCAAGUCCAGAAAUAAGGAGGUCGUCCAACUGUUUGAACAUGGGAUUGGCAUUCAUCAUGCUGGAAUGUUACGUGCUGACAGAAACCUAACAGAAAGACUUUUCUCUCAGGGACUUUUGAAGGUCCUUGUUUGCACAGCAACUUUGGCAUGGGGAGUCAAUUUGCCUGCUCACACAGUUGUGAUUAAGGGAACUCAAAUAUAUGAUCCAAAGGCUGGUGGAUGGCGAGAUCUGGGUAUGCUAGAUGUUAUGCAAAUCUUCGGACGUGCUGGAAGACCUCAGUUUGAUAAAAGUGGUGAAGGCAUUAUAAUCACUUCACAUGACAAGUUGGCUUAUUAUUUACGUCUAUUGACAAGUCAACUUCCUAUAGAAAGUCAGUUCAUCAAUUCCUUGAAAGAUAAUCUAAAUGCUGAGGUGGUACUAGGUACUGUAACAAAUGUUAAGGAAGCUUGUGCUUGGCUUGGUUACACUUACCUUUUCAUUAGGAUGAAGAUGAAUCCUUUGGCCUAUGGUAUCGGAUGGGAUGAGGUAAUGGCAGAUCCAUCAUUAAGCUUAAAACAAAGAGAUCUUAUAAGUGAUGCUGCUCGUGCACUUGACAAAGCAAAAAUGAUGCGUUUUGAUGAGAAAAGUGGGAACUUCUACUGCACUGAGCUUGGGCGUAUUGCAAGCCACUUUUAUAUCCAUUAUACUAGUGUUGAAACUUACAAUGAAAUGUUGUCACGCCAUAUGAAUGAAAGCGAGUUGAUAAAUAUGGUAGCUCAUUCUUCGGAAUUUGAAAAUAUUGUGGUCCGAGACGAGGAACAAAAUGAGCUUGAGACGUUGGCUCGCACAUAUUGUCCAUUGGAAGUCAAGGGUGGCCCAUCUAACAAACAUGGAAAAGUUUCAAUUCUUAUUCAGUUGUACAUCUCUCGAGGAUCAAUUGACACGUUUUCACUGAUCUCUGAUGCGGCUUAUAUAAGUGCAAGCUUGGCUCGUAUCAUGCGGGCCCUUUUUGAGAUUUGUCUGCGUAGAGGGUGGUGUGAGAUGUCUGCUCUUAUGUUAGACUAUUGCAAGGCUGUAGAUCGCAAAAUAUGGCCCCAUCUACAUCCUCUUAGACAGUUUGACAGAGACAUUUCUUCAGAAAUAUUGAGGAAGCUUGAAGACAAGGAGGCGGAUUUGGAUCAUUUACAAGAGUUACAAGAGAAAGAUAUCGGAGCUUUGAUUCGUUAUGCACCUGGAGGAAAGGUUAUUAAGCAAUGUCUGGGGUAUUUCCCAUCAGUCCAGUUGGCUGCUACAGUAAGUCCAAUCACUAGAACGGUUCUGAAGGUUGAUUUGGUGAUAGCUCCUCAGUUUGUUUGGAAGGAUCGAAUUCAUGGCACUGCACUGCGCUGGUGGAUUCUGGUUGAGGAUUCUGAAAAUGACCACAUUUACCAUUCAGAGCUCUUCACCCUCACAAAGAAGAUGGCCAGAGCGGAUCCACAGAAACUAUCCUUUACUUUGCCAAUCUUUGAGCCACAUCCUCCGCAGUACUACAUUCGUGCUGUUUCUGAUUCGUGGCUACAUGCAGGCGCUUUGUACACUAUAACUCUCCACAAUCUUACUCUUCCAGAGGCUCGAACAUCCCACACUGAGCUUCUAGAUUUAAAACCCCUUCCUGUGACUGCACUCGGCAAUGGAACUUUUGAGGCCUUGUAUAAAUUUUCACACUUCAAUCCUAUACAAACACAGGCUUUUCAUGUGCUGUAUCACACAGACAAAAAUAUCCUCUUAGGAGCUCCGACUGGAAGUGGGAAGACGAUAUCAGCUGAGCUUGCUAUGCUCCAUUUAUUUAAUACACAGCCCGAUAUGAAGGUUAUCUAUAUAGCACCUUUAAAGGCUAUUGUACGGGAGAGAAUGACGGACUGGAGAAAGGGUCUUGUUUCCAAACUUGGAAAGAAGAUGGUUGAAAUGACUGGUGACUACACCCCGGAUCUAAUGGCUCUCUUGUCAGCAGACAUCAUAAUCUCCACUCCCGAAAAGUGGGAUGGUAUCAGUCGCAAUUGGCACAGUCGAAGCUAUGUCACUAAGGUUGGACUUAUGAUUUUGGAUGAGAUUCAUUUACUUGGAGCUGAUCGAGGACCCAUACUUGAGGUUAUUGUCUCAAGGAUGAGAUACAUAUCUUCUCAAACAGAGCGUCCAGUUCGGUUUGUUGGUCUGUCGACAGCAUUAGCAAAUGCACAUAAUUUGGCUGAUUGGUUGGGUGUCGAUGAAACUGGCCUCUUCAAUUUCAAGCCAAGUGUGAGGCCUGUUCCUCUUGAAGUUCAUAUUCAGGGAUAUCCUGGGAAGUUUUACUGCCCGAGGAUGAAUAGUAUGAACAAGCCCGCAUAUGCUGCUAUAUGUACCCAUUCACCAACAAAACCUGUUCUGAUCUUUGUCUCGUCUCGUCGCCAAACAAGGCUUACAGCACUGGACCUUAUUCAGUUUGCAGCUUCAGAUGAGUACUCGAGGCAGUUCAUAAGCAUGCCAGAAGAUUCACUUCAGAUGGUUCUUUCUCAAGUCACGGACCAGAACUUGAAGCACACCUUACAAUUUGGAAUUGGGUUACAUCACGCCGGGCUGAAUGAUAAAGACAGAUCAUUGGUUGAGGAACUGUUUGCAAACAACAAGAUCCAGGUGUUGGUUUGUACAAGUACGUUAGCAUGGGGUGUGAACCUUCCUGCACAUUUGGUUAUUAUUAAGGGAACAGAGUAUUAUGAUGGGAAGGCAAAAAGAUAUGUUGAUUUCCCAAUCACUGAUAUAUUACAAAUGAUGGGUCGAGCUGGUCGUCCACAAUAUGAUCAACAUGGGAAAGCUGUUAUUCUUGUUCAUGAACCCAAGAAGAGCUUUUAUAAGAAGUUUCUAUAUGAACCAUUCCCAGUAGAAAGUAGCCUGAGAGAGCAAUUGCAUGACCACUUCAACGCUGAGAUUGUUACGGGAACAAUCUCUCAUAAAGAGGACGCAGUGCAUUAUCUCACUUGGACCUACUUGUUUCGUAGAUUGAUGGUUAACCCAGCUUAUUAUGGCCUAGAGCAUGCAGAACCUGGGAUUCUAAAUUCUUAUUUGUCUAGCUUGGUGCAAAGCACAUUUGAGGAUCUAGAAGACAGCGGAUGUAUCAAGAUUACUGAGGAUAGUGUCGAACCACUGAUGUUGGGCUCGAUAGCAUCUCAGUAUUAUCUCAAGUAUACCACUGUAUCAAUGUUUGGCUCAAAAAUAGGACCUGAUACAUCGCUUGAGGUUUUCCUACAAAUACUGUCUGGUGCUUCUGAAUACGAUGAGCUCCCGGUGAGGCAUAAUGAGGAAAACUACAAUGAAAAAUUAGCUGAGAAAGUUCCAUACGCUGUCGACCACAAUCGCCUGGAUGAUCCUCAUGUGAAAGCAAAUCUGCUCUUUCAGGCUCAUUUUUCCCAAUCAGAGCUACCAAUCAGCGAUUAUAUCACAGACUUGAAGUCUGUGCUGGAUCAAAGUAUACGUAUUAUCCAGGCUAUGAUAGAUAUCUGUGCUAACAGUGGAUGGCUUUCCAGUACCAUUACCUGUAUGCAUCUGUUGCAAAUGGUCAUGCAGGGCUUGUGGUUUGAUAGGGACUCUCCUCUUUGGAUGUUACCAUGCAUGACUGAGGAUCUACUCAGCUCAUUGCAUAAAAAAGGAAUUGCUAGUAUCCAGCAGCUGUUGGAUUGUCCUUCAGAAUCUUUGCGAGCUAUCACUGGGAGUUCAGCUGCCUCGAGACUCUAUCAGGAUAUGCUGCGUUUCCCUAGGAUUCGAGUUCAAUUAAAAAUUCAGAAAAAGGAAUCUGAUGGUGGCAAGAUUUCUACCUUGAACAUUAGAUUGGAAGAUGCGAACACUCAUCGGAAAACAGCAAAAGCUUUUAUCCCACGAUAUCCAAAGGUAAAAGAUGAAGCUUGGUGGUUAGUCCUUUGUAAUACUUCCGCGAGUGAACUGUAUGCUCUGAAGAGAGUGUCUUUCUCUGGUCGUUUGCAGACACACAUGAAUUUGCCAUCCGCUCUGACCAAUUUCCAGGGGAUAAAGCUCAUUCUAGUAUCGGAUUCAUAUAUUGGGUUUGAACAAGAACACUCGAUUGAAAGAUUGGCUUAAUCUGGAGCUAACUUUGGCGACUCCAGAUCGAAAUGCAGUGCUCCCAAAUUAGAAUUUGAGUUUGUAUAGCACAAGAGGCUUUUCUUUUCUUUUUUUCUUUUUUCCAGUCAGUUAUAGAAGUUACGUUAAAUGUCUACUUUAGUAAUGAGACAUUGUUGAGGUAUUGCUUUGUAAUCCUUUUGGACUAGUUGAUCGUCAUCCUUCAUUUCUGUUUGUCAUGUAUAUCCAGUUAGAUAUAUGGAUCAGCGUACUUUUGGAA